Molecule: messenger RNA, 999 nt
Organism: Sphenostylis stenocarpa
Lineage: Eukaryota; Viridiplantae; Streptophyta; Magnoliopsida; Fabales; Fabaceae
Source: the annotation of a GenBank genome assembly
AUGCUCCAACAAAAGAAGCUUGUGGAUGAAGUAUCGGGUUGGCUUAGACUUUACGAUGACGGUUCCGUGGACAGGACAUGGACCGGUCCACCGGAGGUCAAAUUCAUGGUCGAACCGGUUCCUCCUCGCGAGGAAUUCAUUGAUGGAGUUGCUGUUCGCGAUGUUAUCACCAGCAACAAUCUCCGCGUUCGGCUUUACUUGCCGGGGAGGAUCUUCGAUGAAGAGAAACUACCCAUUUUUCUUCACUUUCAUGGUGGUGGAUUUUGCAUAAGUGAACCAGAUUGGUUCAUGUAUUAUCAGUUUUACUCUCAGUUUACUCGGUUAGCUCGAGUCAUCGUUGUCUCCCCUUUCCUUCGUCGUGCUCCAGAAAAUCGCCUCCCUGCAGCCAUUGAUGACGGCUUUUCUGCUCUUCUCUGGCUUCAAUGUGUAGCCAAAAGAGACACUGAGGAGCCGUGGCUUGAAAAGCACGGUGAUUUUUCUCGUGUUUUUCUGAUCGGGGAUAGCUCCGGUGCAAAUAUAGUGCAUGAAGUGGCUGUCCGAGCUGGGAAAGCUCAGUUGAACCACCUCCGUUUAGCCGGAGGAAUCCCAAUUCAUCCAGGAUUCAUGCGGUCGACACGGAGUCGGUCAGAGUUGGAGAAACCACAAUCUCCAUUUUUGACUCUGGACAUGGUGGACAAGUUCAUGAGCUUGGCAUUACCGUUGGGUUCUACCAAGGAUCACCCCAUUACGUGCCCCAUGGGUGUCGGCGCUCCGCCGCUUAGUGGGCUGACACUGCCGCCUUUUCUGCUGUGCCUGGCGGAGAUGGACUUGAUCUUUGACACAGAAAUGGAGUACUAUGAAGCCACGCAGGAGGCGAAGAAGGAUGUGGAGUUGUUUGUUAACAGAGGAGUGACUCAUAGUUUCUAUCUCAACAAAAUUGCUGUGGCUAUGGACCCAAAUGCUGGUGCUCAAACGGAUGCUCUUAUUGCCAGGAUCAAACAGUUCAUUGAGCAGCACUAA